AUGCCGCCGGUUGAGUUCCCUCCCCUCGAGGGAUCCAGCAGCAAUGCGAAUGACCUUCUCAAAUGGAUUCAAGAUGGCCCUCAGGAAGAAAUGGUUCCAUCUGCGCAGAGGUUGUUUGAGAAGCUGCUUGCAAACGCGUCUCAACCUCGAGGUUCUACAGCGGACGCCUGUGUCAAGCUGUGUGGUUUCGUCCAGCUAUGCGCAAAGUCACAGGAUGAUUCUCUGAAACAAUGGGCCUUCUCAGAGAAAAUAUCCCAGGACAUGUUCAACUUCUUCAUAGAGUGGAACGAGAAGGACCAGCAUCGGUCCAUGAGACUUGUUCUAGACCUUCUUUCCUUUCUGAUUACCCAGAAUCCAGUAUGCCAGAUUAAGGAGGAUGUGAAGGCAGAUCUACUGCGCACCAUGGUUGCCAUCAUUGCGAGGAACUCCACGCGCCCGCUCGUUAAAUCAUGCAUUACCGCCCUGAACCAUCUGCUUACAAAGUCUGUCCUUACUUUGGAGGAACUAGCACAGAUGUAUCAGUCCAUACGGCCUGACUUGGCCAACCAGCCUGCCAUCCUUCUAUGGCAGGAGUGGGUGGCAGAGAUAUUCCGGUGGAUGGAACUGCCCUACGUCUGUCCGGUUGCUGGAAAGCUCCUUGGCAUCGUAAUCAGCGGUCUCUAUGCUUCUUUCCCACUGUCUGGCUGCUCCGAAGAACAAAAGCCGGUGCUCGGUGCGAAAACCAUCCGAAGAUGGCUAGAGACAGCCCUAUCAGCCAACCCAGACCUCCUUGAGAGUCCCGAGGGAACGAAAGCCACUGCCAAUACUGUAGAGCUUGACAGCAAGGUCCUAGAGCGCUAUCUGCUUCACAACUCUUACGAUGUCCGAUCUUUCGCCAUGUCUCUCCUGAUAACCUCCUCUUCUAGUACAAGGCCUUACUCUUUGGCGACGUUUGAACUUCUACGAAAGCAUCUCCGAUCCUGUUAUGCAGAUCCUGAUGCCAAGUUCCGGAACGAGAUUCUGGGUCAUUCCAAGAACAUGGUCAAGAGAAUCAAAGGAGCAAUCAGCAUUCUUGAAAAAGAUAUAGCUCGAAUUGGGGCAAAGGCUUCGACAUCCAAAGCCAGAGAGACAGCGGUUAACACACAUAUCAGCAAGGGGGCAAAAGAGAUUUCAAACGCUGGGGAGGCUUGGCUGCGAGAUACCCUCAAGUUCCACGAAGAAUUCUUUGGCUGGUACUUGAGAUUCUUAAGGCAAGAGCUGUCACCCACAGCCUCGUAUCAACGACACAUUACUGCUUUGAAAGCGUUAGUCUCGGUCUUGAAACUCGGGAAGGACAGUCCAAGUGCUGCUGAAAAAAACAUAUACAAAGAUGCCCAAUGGAUUCGCAUAAUCAUGGACCUGAUUAUGGAUCCAUUCGACGAUGUCAGAGAGACGGCGACUAGCUUGUUGAUGCUCUUUCCGCCAGAGACUACGCAAACAGAGGUUGUGUUCGGUGACAAGCUGUUAUCUGCCACGCCAUUAAUGAUGUUGAAGGAGUUCUCUUCUCGAGCAGCAGCUCAGGCAUCUCGCACCAGCCGUGCGGAUCACUCAGAUGGAGCCGCUCGAUCGUAUGGUCUCCUGUGUGCCUGGGAAAAUACAGUUGAGAGUCGCCUAUCAUUGCUUUCACAAACAUUGGACCUCUUGGACCUCAAGGUCAGCCGAGCCGAGAAGGACCUAGGUCACGCAGUCAUGGCAGAGCCAGUGCAUGGAGACUUUGCCGCUAUCAGAUACAUGUGGGAAGUCCUCUUACAUCCACGGUACAGCGAAGCCCAACUCCAGCUACUUGCAGCUCCCCAGACUCGGAUCGUGGAUCUUUGCACGCGGAUUUGGGAUGCUGUCAGCUACGUACUAUGCGAUGAUUCGCCUGAAGGCAAAGAGCUUGAAGACGAGGAUGUUGAUAGCAAAGGUUUGCUCAGCUACAGCUUCCGCGCCAUCCACGAAUCCAGCAACCUCAUGCGCACAAUCGUGGGCAAUCUCAGCUUUAGCCGUAUGCUUGGAGCUCUCUUGCCAACGCCCGAGGUAUUUCGGAGCGUCGGUGAUUUGGCGUUCUCCCAGCUGUCAACUUUGAGGCAUCGAGGUGCAUUCAGCUCCGUCUCGCUCAAUUUUAUUUGCUGCUGUCAAAAUGCUCGCAAUCCUCAUGUCACCUCGCCCGGGCCCGAACCCUCGCUGCUUGAGAAUUGGUAUAAAGGGGCACUGGCAUGCAUCUACGAGCAGAGGUCGACAACGAGACGGUCGGCAGGCAUACCAGCUUUGAUUACUGCCAUUUUGGCGUCAAACGCGGACAGUCCAUCGUUCGAGCAUGUCAUGCGGACUUUGGAGGAAAUAGCACAACGGCCAGCUUGGGUCUCAGAAACUGACGGGAGUAGUCUGCCUCAAGUUCACGCUUUCAAUUCCCUCAAAGAGGUCUUCAAAAGCUCACUCCUUAGCAAGAAGGCCGAACGCUACCUUCCAGAAUGCCUCCAGCUUGCCACAAAUAGCUUGAAAUCAGAGGUUUGGGCGAUCCGGAAUUGCGCACUCUUACUCCUGCGUAGUCUGUUGGACAGUCUAUUUGGAACAAACGAGAGCAAGUCUGCCAUGGAGUCGGGAUGGGACGGGAAGACGCUACGAAUCUCGUACACUAAAUACCCGUCUCUACCGCCUAUACUUCUGAACCUCCUACAGUCAGGACAACGGGCAAUGGAACCUGGGACCUUGACCUCGAGCUCAGCAGCCGAAUCCGUAUUCCCCGCCUUGGAUAUCAUCCGACGUGCCGGGCCCCCAGAAUCUCACCGUGACGAGUUGUACAAGUUGAUCACCAGAUAUCUGGGCAGCCAACAGUGGCAUGUCCGCGAAAUAGCCGCCCGCACUUUGUGCUCCUUUCUUCUGAAUGAAAAUUGGCUGUCCUCGGUCAAGGCCCUGCUUGACGAGUCACGGGGCGCGGCAAACAGGUUGCACGGGACUUUUCUUACGAUCAAGUUUCUCUUGGAAAGGACGUCCUCGGACAUGAAGGAAGGCCGGCUUUUUGGUCAAACGAUCAUACCCGAGCUUAAUGGACGCUCUCAGUUGGCAAACUUUGCAGAAGACAUCAAAUCACUUAGUCAAGCGCUGCAAGAGUUCGAGAAGGAUGCGACAAUAUGUUCCGAGGUCUGGGCUGCUUUCGUCGAGAUUCGCACAUUGACUUGGGAGAGCGCACCUCCCUCGGACAUUCAGGCCAGCAAGGCUGAGCAACUCACUCAUGUGAAAAUUGCACAAGGGAGGAGUAGCUUCGCCUCGACAGCACUGCUCGAUCUCCGGUUGGGUAUCAGGUCUCUGCGGGAAGCAGUUGCAUUCACAGGCAUUGAGGGCCUUAGAUCCUGCCUCUUCGACACACUUGAUCGAGACACAGACACAGCAUUAAUGCUGCUCGAAGUCAUUCCCACGAUCUGGGGCAAGGCGAGAGUGACUGAGCUCUGCACGUUAUAUCUUGACACCUGCAAGCAUACCAAAGAGCCGGAAGCCCGCGCCAUUGCCCUGACAAACCUGGCGGUGCUAUUUGAUGACCACAUCACUCAAGGCAAAUUGCAGGAGCUCCCCAAGCCGGAAGAGCUCGAGUCCUUCCAGCAGUCCAUCCUGGACACCAUCAACCCAGCCCUGGCGAAUGCCGUGCUCCUGGCCUCGGGAUCAGUGAUGGGCAUCCAGACGCUUCCACACAACGGGCAGCUGUCAUUCUUCAUGUUCGAGCAGAGGCUGCGAGCCUGGGGCAAGGCCGUCGCCGACGCCCUGCACGACAGCAACACAUUCGACAUGCGCAUGGCGGCCGCCAAGUCCAUCAAGUCCUUCGCGGCAGCGGUGCGCUCAGCCGCCGGCAGCGACGCGGCGUACCUGCCCUUCCUGCUCGCGCUGUACAACACGCUCGUCGACGACGACGACGAGAUCCGUGACGUCGGCGCCCUCGCCACGGCCCUCGUCACCUCGCCCGGCUCCCGCGCACAGCCGCAGCCCCUCGUCGCGGUCGACGCGGCCGACGCCCUGCUCUCGUGGAUCCAGCGGCACUUUGGCCAGACCAACGAGUUCAAGGCCUACGUCGCGUGCCGUCUGGUCGGCGACCCGCUCAUUGCCCUCGACAUCGGCGUGCAGGACCUGUCCGCCUGGACGUCCCCCGAGCAGCUGUUUGCUCAGGCCCUCGAGGUGGACGAGAGCCUGUUCGCGGUGGAGGAGCAGAACCUGUUCAUAGACGAGGUCCGCGAAACGGAGCGAUGGGCUGAGGUGUUCAGGGCCCUGCCGCGGGACUUUGACGAGAUAGAGGGGAGCGACGGUGCGGCCAGGAAGAUGCUGAUCAUGGACAGCUCGCUGACUGCGUUGAAGGGGUGGGUGGAAAAGGCUUUGGAGGCUCUAGCCGUGCAGGCUGGACAGGACGAUGGCCCGCUCGGGUGGGCUUCGACGGCUGAUGCAUUUGCAUUGUGCCACCGUGUUCUUGUUUGUGGUAAAGUCAUGGUUGAACUGUUGGGUGAAGAAAGCGGAGCGAUUGACAGCUCUAUGGCUAAGGUAAAGGACAUUGGACAAACCUCCAGGCUUCAUGGGCUGCUCUUGUCAACACUUGAUCAAGUAUAG
Molecule: messenger RNA, 4587 nt
Organism: Diaporthe amygdali
Lineage: Eukaryota; Fungi; Ascomycota; Sordariomycetes; Diaporthales; Diaporthaceae
Exons: 3
Coding region: 1-4587 (1528 amino acids)
Biological process (GO): tRNA methylation
Cellular component (GO): cytosol
Source: RefSeq, a predicted model, not a curated record